GGGAGAUGCGUGCGCUCCAUUCAUUGCGCCCGUCCGAAAGAAGAAGCGACUGCGCGCGUGCGGCUCCGCGAUUCUGCACGGUUCCCCGCCGAGCGCCGUUCACGCGUUUGGCCGUUUACAGGAACACUUUGCGGACACACACACACACACGCAACACAAGCAUCUGGGCUAUUAAACAUGGGGAAACACAAUAGCAAGCUUGCUCCUGAGGUUCUGGAUGACCUGACCAAGAGUACAGAGUUCAAUGAGGCAGAGCUGAAGCAAUGGUAUAAAGGCUUCUUGAAGGACUGUCCCACUGGCAUCCUUAACCUGGAAGAGUUUCAGCAACUUUAUGUCAAGUUUUUCCCCUAUGGUGAUGCCUCCAAAUUUGCUCAGCAUGCUUUUCGCACCUUUGACAAAAAUGGGGAUGGCACAAUUGACUUCAGGGAGUUCAUCUGUGCCCUGUCCAUCACCUCUCGAGGAAGCUUUGAGCAGAAACUCAACUGGGCCUUCAACAUGUAUGACUUGGAUGGAGAUGGCAAGAUUACACGCAUGGAGAUGCUUGAAAUUAUAGAGGCGAUUUAUAAAAUGGUUGGCACGGUAAUCAUGAUGCGCAUGAACGAAGAUGGCUUGACACCUCAGCAGCGUGUGGACAAGAUCUUCAGCAAGAUGGACAAAGAUCAUAAUGAUGAGAUCACACUGGAGGAGUUCAAAGAGGCGGCCAAAAGCGAUCCUUCCAUUGUCCUCUUACUGCAAUGUGACAUGCAGAAGUAAGGGAAAAGAGUAGAGAGAGGAUGAGAGAGGGUGGGAGGGUGUAGGUACAGAGCAGGAGCUAUGAAGCAACAUGUACAGACAUUUAGACAGAGGUAGGUUAGUAAGAGUAGAACUAUACCACUAUGUACAUAUAGGAGGUUGCAGUUGAAUGUGAGAGUUUGCAGGUUUGGGGACAGUUUAUAGAAAAGUGGAAAGUGAUGAAAACCUGCAUCUUUAGUCAUGCAGUGAACUGCACUGCUUUUAGACAAUUGUUGCUUUCAGGCCCAAGUCUGACAAGAUACCAUAGAACCUACAUUAUUUAAAAAAGUCCAUUUAAAUAUGUGAUAUUCCUGAUCCUUAGAAUUUUGAUAUAAAGUAGAAACCAAGCAAAUUUAGUGAAUAUUUCUGCAAAACUUAGGCAGCUCUCUAUUCUUAAGGUAUUUGUCUCCUUCGAAUUUUGUCUAAGACUAAACAUUAAAAACAGCCAAUAUAAUUUUUUUCUAACCAGUGCACACUCUAAACAGUGCAAUUUCCUUAAUCCUUCCACAGAUAAAGGACCAUAUUCACAGUUGACUUACAUGCACUCACAUAGUGAGAAUAAUACAAAAAAUGUGCACAUCAGCAUUCAAAACUCAAAUAUAACAACAGACUUGCUCACAACUCAGACAUGGGAGGCGUGUGGCCAAAAACAAAUGCACGUCUGAAGUACGUGCAAUUCUGACCUUAAAACUAAGCCAAUUUUCUCAUGCAAUGUCAGCAUGAACGAGGAGCAGUAUUGAGUCCAGCAUCACUGGCUGACAAUUUGUUGUAACCACAAAAUAUCAGUGAUAGGCCUGGCUAUUAUUAUUAUUAUUAUUAUUAUUAAAGCAAGCAGUUGUGUUUAAAGGCCAUGGUUCUUGCAUUAUUGAAAACCCCAGCACUUCUGCUCAUAAAUCACAGGUAAAUUUAAUAAUCUAAAUGUUUUAUCCAGAAAAUCGAAGAGCAUCUGACUCGGAAUACAGAACAUUAUCCUCGUGUAAAUAUCAACAUGUUUGUAACUUUAGCUUUCAACUGUGAAUAUGGCCCAAAGGAUAUACUGUAAAGCCUUGUGCAUUAUGAUGGAUACUAGACACACCACCAAUAACCUCUAAUUAUCCCUUAUCUGAGACUGAUUCAUCAGCUGUGAUGACAAAAUACAGCUCAAAACAUAACCACCUUAAAUGUCAUGGUUUAAAAUGGUGAAUAAAUAUUGUCUCACACUUCGGGGUCACUCUCACAUAUGAAAAAGGAAUUUUGCUAACCUUAACGAUUAGAAUAUAUGUAUAUGUAAUUAGUGAAAUGUAAAUGUUUCAUGAGACCUACUUUCAUAUUUCAACACUGCUGCAAAAUACACUCUUUAUAGGAUAUCAGUCUGUAUCAAUGUGUGAAAGUGUGAAAAGUGGAAAUCUGAGGAUUUGCAUUUGUAUGUGUUAACGUAUGUAUACAUAUUUCUGUAGUAGUCUGUAUGUAUGCAUGUGUGUGUGUGUGUGUGUGUGUGUGUGUGUGUGUGUGUGUGUGUGUGUGUGUGUGUGUGUGUGUGUGUGUGUGUGUGUGUGUGUGUGUCUGUGUGUGUGUCUGUGUGUGUGUGCGUGCAUGCGUGUGUGUGUGUAGGUGGGUGCUUUAGGGAAACAAUUGCCUCUGUCACUGACUGUCUGAUAAAGUAGCUGUCCACACCAGUUUUAAGAGUAUUAACGUGAUGUUUGUUGUUGCUGGUGUGGUCGUCCCUGGUCUUACUGGUUUUCCAAUCAGAGCUACCUUUCUCUGCUGUCUUGAUGACAUAUAAUCAUUUAUGUGUGCCUCAGUGUACAGCCUUAUCAGAUAUCAAAUAAUCGUAAUUGUAUUAACAUUGUCCAAAUGUCUUGCUUUUUUCCCUCUGGUAUGGUCAACGUGAACGCAUUCGGAAGGCAAAAGUCUGUGUUUCCGCAAUAUUCACGCUGCAAUACUUAGGAGAAUAUUGUUGCACUAAGUAGAGGCAAAUACUUCUUGUUUUAUACUGCCACAUAGUGGUGAAAUAUUUACCAUCGUUCAAUAGGGCAUACUGUAGAGUGGGGACUAAAGUGAUGAGUUUUUUUUUCUUCCUCUUACAUA
This is a messenger RNA of Tachysurus fulvidraco (yellow catfish), 2838 nucleotides long. It is a transcript of the gene hpcal4, whose product is annotated as hippocalcin like 4. Gene Ontology annotation, molecular function: calcium ion binding. The record is from RefSeq and is a predicted model, not a curated record. Bases 178 to 753 code for a protein of 191 amino acids. NCBI's taxonomy places the organism in Eukaryota, Metazoa, Chordata, Actinopteri, Siluriformes, Bagridae. The transcript is spliced from 4 exons.